This is a messenger RNA of Felis catus (domestic cat), 3672 nucleotides long. It is a transcript of the gene DKK2, whose product is annotated as dickkopf WNT signaling pathway inhibitor 2. Bases 757 to 1536 code for a protein of 259 amino acids. The transcript has 4 exons. Gene Ontology annotation, molecular function: co-receptor binding; receptor antagonist activity. Gene Ontology annotation, cellular component: extracellular region. Lineage: Eukaryota; Metazoa; Chordata; Mammalia; Carnivora; Felidae. The record is from RefSeq and is a predicted model, not a curated record. Gene Ontology annotation, biological process: multicellular organism development; negative regulation of canonical Wnt signaling pathway.
GGGGCGGCGGUGAGAGAGCAAACGGAGAGAGGGAGACCGAUCCGCGCGCGAGACCGCUCCCAGGGCAUUGCUGCGUUCCUGGCAGCGGUAGGCUGCCGGGUGUGAACCGGGAAGCGACGCUUCGCGGCGACUGUGCCUGCGCGCGUGGGAGACCUCCGCUCGCCUCAGACCUCCAGGGUCACGUCUGGGGCGUUCUGGAUCCCCCAUUAGAGCGUCCGCUAACACUGUGUCCUGCAAAGGUGGAGGCUUAAAGCGUAGUAAGGAAGGCAAAGAGGAGAAAAAAGCAACUGAAGCCGCGGGAGAAGGAGCUGGUGUGGACCUCCAGAGGGAUUAAGAGGACGAUUGGACCGCGGAGAUCCGGGUCCAGAGGGAUUAAGAGGACGAUUGGACCGGCGGGACCACGGAGGUGCGGGGCAAGGAGCAACUGGAGCAGUGCGGUCUGUGGGGCUGGGUCUUCUUGCACCUCGGGUCACGCCUCCUUGGCGAGAGUGCUCCUCGCCUUUGAUUGCUUCCAGUUACUGCAGAACUUCCUGCCCCGCUGGAGAAGCGGGUCUCGCUCUGGUCGCUCUCGCUCCUGGUCUGAAGCGUGAGACUGAGUUCACACGGUGCUGGGCCCCCCCAAGCCAAGUGGGGUUGGGGGAACAGAGCCUGCGAUCCGCCUCUCCCCGAGUGAGGGGCCAGGUGUAGGGGUCCUCCCUCCUCUCUCAUCCGCACCCCUCCCGGCUUUGCGCCUCCCCGGGGACCCCUCGCCAGGAAAUGGCCGCGCUGAUGCGGGGCAAGGACUCGUCCCGAUGUCUGCUCCUACUGGCCGCGGUGCUGAUGGUGGAGAGCUCACAGCUCGGCAGCUCGCGGGCCAAACUCAACUCCAUCAAGUCCUCUCUGGGCGGGGAGACGCCUGCCCAGGCCGCCAAUCGAUCAGCGGGCACAUACCAAGGACUGGCUUUCGGCGGCAGUAAGAAGGGCAAAAACCUGGGGCAGGCCUACCCUUGUAGCAGUGAUAAGGAAUGUGAAAUUGGGAGAUACUGCCAUAGUCCCCACCAAGGAUCAUCGGCCUGCAUGGUGUGUCGAAGAAAAAAGAAGCGCUGCCACAGAGAUGGCAUGUGUUGUCCUGGUACCCGCUGUAAUAAUGGCAUCUGCAUCCCUGUCACUGAGAGCAUCUUAACCCCUCACAUCCCAGCUCUGGAUGGCACUCGACACAGAGAUCGAAACCAUGGUCAUUACUCAAACCACGACUUGGGAUGGCAGAAUCUAGGAAGACCACACACUAAGAUGUCACAUAUAAAAGGGCAUGAAGGAGACCCCUGCCUACGAUCGUCAGACUGCAUUGAAGGGUUUUGCUGUGCUCGUCACUUCUGGACCAAAAUAUGCAAACCAGUGCUCCAUCAGGGGGAAGUCUGUACCAAACAGCGCAAGAAGGGUUCUCACGGGCUGGAAAUUUUCCAGCGGUGUGACUGCGCAAAGGGCCUGUCAUGUAAAGUAUGGAAAGAUGCCACCUACUCCUCCAAAGCCAGACUCCACGUGUGUCAGAAAAUAUGAUCACUUCUGAGGAGAAUCAAUGCUAGCAGACUGUGAAUCUGUGUAUUUAAUGCAUUACGGCAUGGUGGAAAAUAGGAUUUGGAUCUCAGAAGAAUGGCUAAAAAAUAAGGAAUGUGAUUAAGAAUAUAGAGCUCACAGAGAGAGAGAGAAAAAGGAAAAGAGGAUAAGCAGAUUAGAAAGGGUGACAAAUGUAGUACAACCAAUGUGUUUCCAUUAUGCAACUUGUUUAUGUAAAUAAUGUACACAUUUGUGAAGAUGCUAUUACUGAAAAAAGCACACAGUGAAAAUUACGGAUACCAUGUGACUUUCCCAGAGUUUAGGUUGUGCUGGAGGAUUGGUUUCCUUCAGAUUGGUGAUUGCCUAUAGAAAUAACCUAAAAGCCAUAUUUCUAGUUCAAGGUUAUAGUUUAACAAAAUAGUCCCUGUAUACCUUGGCAUACAAUAGGCUCUUAUGUAAAAAGAGUUGUUAAAUAGGAAAUGAAGUCCUGGAACAUAGUUAAUUUGCAACGCAGAAUCACCUUUUAGUUUGGAACACUACUUCUACUGCUCAGUGAAAGGCCUUGGUAGAUAAGAAAAAAAAGUCAGUAUUUUCCAAAUAAUUUCAAAAUAAUUGCAAGCCCUUUAUGAAGGUCUUUAGGAAAAACCAAACUUGUUUUUCUUCAAACUGUUUAUUUACAUUUUUCAAAUAUUUAGUUGCAUCAGUAAUUAAUAAGAACCAGUAGAAGACAAAAAGAGUGCAUUCACAUUCUAAAAAAAUGACAUUGUAUCUUUCUUGAUUGUAUGUAAUUCCUACCCCAAAUAUAUUUCAUUUUCCAAACUAUCCUGAUUAAUUGUGAAUAGUACCGAGCAGAAUUUCAUAGUUUGCAAAAAUUUUCAAGGUGUCCAAAAUACAGAAUCAAUGCUAAUUGUUAUUUUUUGAAGCUUUGGCAUUCCCUAUGUUUGAUAGAAUUAGAUUGAUAAAUACAUUUAUUCUUUACACAUGCUGCAGUAUAGUUGGCUAAAGCUGAUAAUAGAAACUUGAUCUAUAUUUGCCCUGGACAGAAGUACACAAAGGAUAUGGAAAAAAAUGGCAAAUACUGAGGUUUUGGCAACAUGUUGAUCAUACAUCUGAAGCACAAAACUGACUAUUGAUAUUUGAAGCCCAAAGCCACACAACCUAAAUGGAAGUUUUCCAUGGGGUUUGCUAUCACAAUAUUUACUAUGCAGAUGAAUUCCGUGUAGGUUGCUAAUUGACCUCAGAGUAUUUAUUUUAUAUUUUUGAGGUCCUAAAAUAAUAGGAGGUCUCAUGAAAUGGAUUCCCAAUGCAGAUUAGUAUAGUGAGGUUCCAUAGCCCUUGAUAAGCUUCUAACUUGCCAAUGGCACCAUCUGAAAUUUCUGUACCAGUUUCUGUCUGCAAUAGCUGUUUUUUUGCCAAAGAUAGUGUUUCCGUUUUCUGCAGCCAUUGAAAUUAAAAAUAUAAAUGGAAUAACUUGUAAAAUCUACAUAUUGCUAACCUAUAGGAACCACAGUCUCGAAAUUCUUUGAAACCAUUUUAUCACUUUUUUACUUUACUCAGUUCUAAAUAUUAUGUCUAGAGCAUAAAGCAAAAAUGUUAUCUUAUAGGUGUUACUUUUGACCUUUUCUUUUAUAGACUGAAAGUCACUCCUUAAUUUUCUUUUACUUCAACCCCUUCUGCAGUCUCAAAUUCAAGUUUUCUCAGUAGAAAUUGAAUCUGAGUCUGCAUAUCUAUUAAAAAUUUCAGCUUCCCAUACACACUUACUAGGGUGAUUAAGAUUUACAUUUUCCCCACAUGUCUGCUAAAACAAAAAUUAUAAGCUGAUCUAUCCAAGAACCAAUGUCUGUACAAACAGGUUUCUAUAAGCUUGGCAACGUGAAAAAUGGAACAUUUCAGUCAAGCAUUUCCUAUAUAGCAAUUACAUCUACAAUCUGGUUUUUGCAUUAUUUCCCUUAUGUACAUCCCAAAAUUAUUAUUUGAAGUAAUUUAUUUACAGGAAAUGUUAAUGAGAUGUAUUUUCUUAUAGAGAUAUUUCUUACAGAAAGCUUUGUAGCAGAAUAUAUUUGCAGCUAUUGACUUUGUAAUUUAGGGAAAAUGUAUAAUAAGAUAAAAUAUAUUAAAUUUUUUCCUUCAAAAAUGGAA